GAUGGCACAAAUGCUUGUGUGUUUCUCUCCAUUGCAGUUGCAGAUUGGAUGAGGCAAAAUGGAUCUAGGUUGGAACUUCCCAUGAAUGCAGCAUACAUUCAGAAGACCAUCGAAGAAAUUAUUGUAUCACUUCCACAAGACAUAAAUGAUGUGAGGGACCCAUCAGCAUGGUAUGUUGUGGAAGAUGCAUUAAAAAUAUUAUCUGACAAGAGCGCAGUGGGAUUCUCUCAUACCAGAACCAUUAUGGCUACCACAAAGGGCCCAGCAACAGGAGAAGGCAGAGACGAUUUGGUGACCGCUCUGCUAAAACUUGAUCAAGAAAAACCAGUUCAAGCAGUUUACACAUGCUGUCCUCUGUCUUUUGUAAUAACCACUGGCCUAAAUCCAGAUAAUUCUUCUAAUUUAACUUUAGUGGAUACCCAUUGUGUUCCAAGUAAAGUGGGGGGAAAUGACAAUGCAGCAGUGGUUCAGUUGAAUUAUAAUUCAAUUAACAAGGCUGCAAACGACAUGGCAAGUUGGAUAGAAGAUAGACUAGCUGCAUCUGGGAUAGGAAAGGGGGCACAAUGCCUGAAGAUUUUAUCUGUUUCGGACAUGAACAGUAACAGAUGUGCAGAGGUUACUGGUGAUUUGAUAGAUCAACAAGAUUUUGAUUUGGAGGAUGAAGAUUUCAACAGCGACCUUUGCUGUGCCUUGGACAGGUCUCUUGAUUGCAUGAACACAGAAACAUUGUCAGAAGCAGGAGAGGAUGCUAAAGAGGCGUGUGAAGACAUUGUAUAUAGUCAGGUGGAAAGUGAGUCACAUUCAUUGAAUUUAUACGAAGAGUCCAUUACAAUGACUGGAAGAGAGAAUACAAAUCAUUGGAUAAGCGCUUCAGAAAUAACACCCCCUGAUCAAAAAGAUGAGGUCCUUUGGACUGGAUACUUGGCUCGUUUCGGUCACUCGUCUUUAAAAAAGUUUCAGAAGGAUGCCAUACAAGCUGUUCAGCUAACAUUGGAUUCUAUUAUAAUCCAACCAACGGCAAGUGGAAAGAGCAUUUGCUUUCAGCUGCCAUCGUUGUUCGACAAAAAGCUCAAAAUUGUUGUGAUAUGUCCAACAAUCUCUUUAAUAAACUCACAUGUUGAAAACCUGAAGACUCACGGAAUUGCAUCCGCGGUCCUUGGACCAUUAUCUAGUGCUGCAGCUCUUCAGUCGUUGCAUACCUGUGUGGAGGAAGAUCUCCCCCCUCUAAUUUUUACAACACCUGAAUAUUUUGUCCACAAAGCAAAGAACGAAUUGUUGAAAAUUAAAUCAUCAAUGAAAUUGCUGGUACUGGACGAAGUUCAUAAGAUGUUUGAUAGAACUUCUAACUUCAGAUCCUGUUAUGACAGCUUUAAAAUGCUUAAAGAUGAUUUUCUGGGUAUUCCCAUUAUGGCGCUAACUGCAACCCUGGAUGACUCACAACUAGUGGAUCUAGUCGAGAACUAUUUGCGGAGACCUGUGGUUAUAAAAGGUAGUGUGAACAAAAAAAAAUACGAAACUCAAUGUACAAUCAUACAAAAGGGUUCAAAAAAAAAAUGGGGACGAGAUGUGGGAUGAGGUUGCUAAGGAAAUAGCCAAUAUGAUAAACGAUGAUUACGCCAUUGUCUACAUGGACUUCAAGGUAGAUGUGGAGCGUUUGGUCAAAGGACUUAAAAAGGCUGGAUUGAGCGACGUCAAGGCAUACCAUGGCAGAUUGAGCAGUGAGAUGAAGAGCAAAGUGGACAAUGAAUUUAGAAGUAAGGAAUUCCAAGUCCUAGUUGCAACUGAGGCAUAUGAAGUGGGAACUCACAGCCCGCAUGUUAAUCUUGUUUUAAGAGUAGGAUGUAUGAGAAAUAUAGCUGUACUUGUUCAGGAAUUUGGACGUGCAGGUAGAAACAAUGAUUCAUCUGAUGGCAUAAUUCUGGCAAACGAAAGCAUCGACGACCAGCGCCUCAUUUAUUGGACAAAAGGUUGUUCUUCGGGUGAAGCAAAUGCGAAGAAAACAGAAUAUGAAAAAUGUUGGAGGUGGCUUUAUGGACUUCAGGCAGGCACAUGCCUCAGAAAAAGUCUCUUGGAAAAUUUUGAAUCAAGUGACAUAUUCGAACAGGCCACAAGUGGUGAAUGCUGCUCAAGCUGUGACAUAUCCACAUCAAGAAAUUUUAAUUGCAGGCAAAGUGCUGUGCUUCUCUUAAAAGCACUGGAUGAGGUUAGUAAACUUCCUGUAGUCAAAUCGGUCAGUGAAGACAAAGUGAUUGCCUGGAUGAGAGGUUCCAAGCAGGGCUGGAUUUCAUCUUCUGACAUCCAAGAAUUUUUAGACUCCUCACAAAGUUAUUCGAAGGGCGCAAUGCUAAACGGUGCCCCCCUUAAAAAGGAAUGGUGGUCAACACACCUUAGAAAACUUGUGCAUUUGGGGUUAGUGAAGAUUUCAUUCAAUAUUUAUAAUUUGAAGUGGUUUUCAAAGGCAUCGCGAUCUUAUUCUGCAACAGAGAAAGGGAAGGCCUUCAUAGAAAAUCCGCACGAUCUGUUUGUAUUGAACCCAGACGUGUUCGAAGAGAACAAGUCCAAGGGUGCCAUGCCUUCUCGGCCGAGAAAAUCUGCAAAUCGGAGCAAGCACCACCUACCAAAAAUCCGAGACUUGUUAACUAAUAGGAAUAGGUGGUCUGAUAUCAAAGACAAAGGGUCCUAUGAGUAUCCUGGUUUCACAGAAACUGACAAUUCCAUCAGUUACUGUCCAGAUAUUACAAAAAGAGAGGAGCUGGGGUCUUCCCAAAGGCCACACUUUAUGUGGGAUGACUGCCAGCUGACAAAGAGGGGUUGUUCAACUCAAAAAUUGUUUGUCAAGACAGGAACAGAAAAAACAGAAGUAUGGGUCCGGCGUGCCUUCUGUGAGGGAGUAAAGGUGUGCUCGUCUGAGGGCUGCCAAUAUACUGUUAGUAAUCGACAAAGACGAAACAAAUGCAGAGAUCACUCCUCCAGUCACGCAUUAAAACAAACAGGUAAUUGUCCAGCACAAAUUAUCUAUUUGUGGCCAGUAGUAGAUGACGGAAGGAGGUGGAUCGGAUGUCUGCCCGGAACUUCUCAUAAUCAUACAAAACCUGCCCCACACCAUAUCUCGCAAUCUGUAAAAGAUGAAAUUCAGGCUGCGAUUCGAAAGGAUUGUACUCUCACAACAAAACAGUUACAGAAAGGUCAUGGUAUCGGAUUUAUCCCAGCAGAAAAAUCACCCGCGGCAUCCAAUCCUGGGAGAAUUAGAAAGGAAAGGCAGCUUGCAUUGGAAGGCAGGUCUAAGAUGCAUCCUGAUUUAAUUCCACUGCUUCAAGUGAUGGAAUUCGAUGACUUCAGGAAGGAAUAUGAAAACAUACGAGACCCUUCUGUUGACGUGGAAUUUUUAGGGAAAGUUAAUGAAAAAAUGGGAAAGUACCAGAUGGAAGGGAGAGAGUACUUGAUUUCACCAUCAAGAAAUUUUGUUUUUUUUGUUGCCCCUUACCAGGCAGACCUGUUAACAGUAACAAAAGAUUUAUAUGUAGACAUAACUUACACAAACAAUAAUGGGUUCCCAUAUUUACUUAACAUGGUAGCCUUCAAUGAAAGCACAAUGGCAUAUAAUGCGGUCGCAAGGGUGCUUCUAAAUAGACAAGAUGGAGAUGCAUACGGAACCGCGAUUUCUCAAGUAUUUGAUCAUGUGACUACUAAGCACCCUUUAUUCAGCAACGGAAAGAACUUGAGGCAGAUUAUGGUGGAUUUUGACCAGGCUGAAUACAAUGGGUUUGAACGAAGUAUUGGUGCAGGACUGUGUCAAAAGAUUAUGCGUGGUUGUACUGUUCAUUGGAAAACAUCAGUUAAUCGCAUUAGCGACAUAGUUACUAGAAGCAAAGAGGAGUGCAGCAUCUUUCGCCAAAUUGCGCACGGCAUACAAGACUUCAAGACAAAAGCUGACGUGAAGGUAGCCUUUGAUGUUUUGUGUGGUAAAGGAAAAGUGAGCAAUAUCAAACAUCUGUUAACCCCAAAACAAGCAGCUGUCUGUGAUCAGAUAACCAUUGAACACUGGUCUAAAGCCUCCCACUGGGUGAAAUGGUGGUCAAGGGAAAGAAUAUUACGAAUGUUUUGUAAGGCACACACACUAAGGGAUAAGGAAGAAUGGGAGGAGACUCCCAAUACUAACAACCCUGUCGAAUCACUAAAUCGACAAUCCAUAGGAGAGGGAUGCAGCAACAUUUCAGUGUUGAUGAAAAAUAUUUACAUGGAAGACAGACUUCAUGCAGUCAAGAUUGUUGCAAGCGAGCAAAACGUCAAUAUAAGCUAUGAAAUGAACACCCAAGAAGAAAGAGAAAAAAAGAGGAAAAAGAGGAAGCGUUCACGAUUAAGUUUAAAAGGAGUCGGCAGUUCUCUAAAUGACGUUGAACCCGAAAUGGAACAGACACCUCCGGAUAAGAGACAACGAUUAGAUAAGCGCUCGUUAAAACGGGACACAAAUAAGGAGCGAAUGAUCGGGACAAGGGUUGAAGUAGAAUACGAGGAAAAUAUAAAUGGCGAAGUGAAGUACCUUGGUUGGAUUAAGGGCACCAUCAUGGAUUAUGAUAAGUCAAAAGGGUAUCUAGUGCAAUUUCCAGAUGACUUGGACUGGAUACCAGAUCUAAACAGCAAGGACGUAAGAAUAAUAAUUUAG
Messenger RNA from Porites evermanni, 4663 nucleotides. Lineage: Eukaryota; Metazoa; Cnidaria; Anthozoa; Scleractinia; Poritidae. The record is from the annotation of a GenBank genome assembly.